UGGUCUCACCUGCCCUCCGGGAUUUCCAAACGCUGCUGGGCCAGAGCCCGCUGGAAACCGUUUCCGUGUGACACUGAUUCACGGCCGGGCCGGCGGCCGCGUGCCCGCGUCCCUCUGGGUGCGGCGCGCGGUCGGGGACGCUCCGGGCCCCGCUUUCACUUUCGGCGCCCGCGACGCGGCGGAGGCGGCAGCGGGCGCUCGGGCCGGCGGCAGGCCUCUAGGUUAUCCUAGCAACUGUCAUGGCUGACCACCAGCUGACGGCACUCGGCGUGCCCUUCCUCCCGUGUUGGCUGUUGGUUCUCCUGAUGGUACCAGCCCCUUCCUGGGCACAGAGCAUAGACGCUGCCUCUCCAAAUGCUGAGGAGGGAACACCCUUUCCUUGGAAUAAAAUGCGACUUCCAGAGCAUGUCACCCCACUCCACUACGACCUCAUGAUCCACGCCAACCUCUCCACUCUGACCUUUGAGGGCACUGUGGAGAUCCAGGUGACCAGCACCGAGCCCACCAGCACCAUCAUCCUGCACAGCCAGCACCUGCGCAUCUCUCAGGCCACCCUCCGGAUGGGCACUGGAGAGGGAGAAGCGGAAAGCCCCCUGAGGGUGCUGGAGCACCCGGAGCACGAGCAGCUCGCCCUGCUGGCCUCGCAGCCCUUGCUCGCUGGGCGCCUGUACACGGUCGCCAUCCAGUAUGCCGGCAACCUCUCGGAGAGCUUCCACGGCUUCUAUAAAAGCACCUACCGGACCCAGGAUGGCGAGUUGAGGGUGCUUGCUUCCACACAGUUUGAACCUACUGCUGCCAGAAUGGCUUUCCCCUGUUUUGAUGAACCUGCCUUCAAAGCAAGUUUUUUAAUCAAGAUCAGAAGGGAGCCGCAGCACCUGGCACUCUCCAACAUGCCACUGGUGAAAUCCAUAACUCUUACGGAAGAACUCAUUGAAGACCAUUUUGAUGUCACUGUGAAGAUGAGCACAUACCUGGUGGCCUUCAUCAUUUCAGAUUUUAAGUCUGUCAGCAAGAUGACCAAGAGCGGAGUCAAGGUGUCCAUAUACGCUGUGCCAGAGAAGAUCGACCAGGCCCAUUAUGCACUGGACGCUGCUGUGACUCUUCUCGAAUUUUAUGAGGACUAUUUCAGCAUCCCGUAUCCCUUACCCAAACAAGAUCUUGCAGCCAUUCCUGACUUUCAGUCUGGUGCUAUGGAGAACUGGGGACUGACAACAUACAGAGAAUCGGCUCUGUUGUUUGAUGCUCAGAAAUCUUCAGCUUCCAGUAAGCUUGGCAUCACCAUGACUGUAUCCCACGAACUUGCUCACCAGUGGUUCGGGAACCUGGUCACUAUGGAAUGGUGGAAUGACUUGUGGCUCAAUGAAGGAUUUGCCAAGUUUAUGGAGUUUGUGUCUGUCAGCGUGACUCAUCCAGAGCUGAGAGUUGGAGAUUAUUUCUUUGGCAAGUGCUUUCACGCCAUGGAGGUGGACGCGCUGAAUUCCUCACACCCUGUGUCCACGCCAGUGGAGAACCCCUCUGAGAUUCGUGAGAUGUUUGAUGAUGUUUCUUAUAUAAAGGGCGCUUGUAUUCUGAAUAUGCUUAGGGAUUACCUCGGUGCCGAUGCAUUCAAAAGUGGCAUCAUACACUACCUCCAGAAGUUCAGCUAUAAAAACACCAGGAACGAGGACCUGUGGGACAGCCUGGCGAGCAUUUGUCCUACAGAUGGCAGCACGCAAGGGAUGGAUGGCUUUUGCUCUAUUGGCCAACAUACAUCUUCAGCCUCUCACUGGCGGCAGGAGAGCCUGGAUGUGAAGAGCAUGAUGAACACCUGGACGCUGCAGAAGGGCUUCCCCCUGAUUAGUGUCACGGUGAAGGGGCGCCAGGUUCACGUGAGGCAGGAGCACUACAUGAAGGGCCAGGAAGGCGCCGCGGAGACCGGGUACCUGUGGCAUGUCCCUUUGACAUACAUUACCAGCAAAUCAGACUCUGUCCAAAGAUUUUUGCUUACAUCAAAAACAGAUGUGCUCACCCUCCCAGAAGAGGUAGAAUGGAUCAAAUUCAACAUGGGCAUGAACGGCUAUUACAUCGUGCAUUAUGAGGAUGAUGGAUGGGAUUCUUUGACUGGCCUUUUAGAAGGCGGCCACACAGCCAUCAGCAGCAAUGACCGGGCCAGCCUCAUCAACAAUGCAUUCCAGCUUGUCAGCAUCGGAAGACUAUCCAUUGAGAAAGCCUUGGAUUUAACCCUGUACUUGAAGCAUGAAACUGAAAUCAUGCCCGUGUUCCAAGGGCUGAAUGAGCUGAUACCUAUGUACAAAUUAAUGGAGAAAAGAGAUAUGAAUGAAGUGGAAACUCAAUUCAAGGCCUUCCUCAUCCGGCUGCUGCAGAACCUCAUCGACAGGCAGACCUGGACAGACGAGGGCUCCGUCUCAGAGCGGAUGCUGCGGAGCCAGCUCCUCCUGCUCGCCUGCGUGCGCAAGUACCAGCCCUGCGUGCAGAGGGCCCAGGGCCUCUUCAGGGAGUGGAAGGGCGCCAAUGGGAACUGGAGUCUGCCCAAUGACGUGACUAUGGCCGUGUUUGCUGUGGGGGCCCAGGACCCUGAAGGCUGGGAAUUCCUCUACAGGAAGUACCAGUCGUCUUUGUCCAGCACUGAGAAGGACCAAAUUGAGUUUGCCCUCUGCAUUAGCCCCAAUCAGGAGAAGCUGCAGUGGCUACUCGAUCAAAGUUUUAAGGGAGAUAUAAUAAAAACUCAGGAGUUUCCAGGUAUUCUUACAGCUAUUGGCAGAAAUCCAGUGGGAUAUCCAAUAGCUUGGCAGUUUCUGAGGGAAAAUUGGAAUAAACUUGUACAAAAGUUUGAACUUGGCUCACCUUCUAUAAGCUACAUGGUAAUGGGAACAACAAAUCAAUUCUCCACACCAGCGCGGCUUGAAGAGGUAAAAGGAUUCUUCAGUUCUCUGAAAGAAAAUGGUUCUCAGCUGCGAUGUGUCCAACAAACAAUUGAAACCAUUGAGGAAAAUAUACGUUGGAUGGACAAGAAUUUUGAUAAAAUCAGAGUGUGGCUUCAAAAUAAAAAGCUUGAAAGACUGUAACCAUUGGCUUCUUGCUGCUUCCCGUGAUUUUCGAGCACAAUGAUUCUGUUGAAUGUGCAUAAUUUCCAAUUAGAGAUGGUUGGCUUCGGCUUGGGCUGAAGACACUUCCUUCAGCUUAUUCAUAUGAUCUUGCCUGUGGCAAGCCUGGUGUUAUUUUUUCUUCGAUAGGUUAUUGCAACCAUGUGUUUUGUUUAUAAAAAUUGACCCAUAAAGUAAAUCCAAGCGACAGAUUCCCGACCACUGAGGACAAAAAGCCCUCACUUGACACCUGAAAUCUGAGAGAUUGGUGACAAGAUGACACCAGUAGUACCACUGGUUAAUUAAUUGACUAAGCAAGAGUUAAGUUCUGAUGGCCUAUUUCCGGUCACAAAGAGAUCAGCUUCCUUGCAAAUAAAUGGCCCAAACUUCCA
Sorex fumeus (smoky shrew) is the source of this 3475-nucleotide messenger RNA. It is a transcript of the gene ERAP1, whose product is annotated as endoplasmic reticulum aminopeptidase 1. Gene Ontology annotation, biological process: peptide catabolic process; proteolysis. The transcript has 19 exons. NCBI's taxonomy places the organism in Eukaryota, Metazoa, Chordata, Mammalia, Eulipotyphla, Soricidae. The record is from RefSeq and is a predicted model, not a curated record. The coding region runs from base 240 to 3065 and encodes 941 amino acids. Gene Ontology annotation, cellular component: cytoplasm. Gene Ontology annotation, molecular function: zinc ion binding; peptide binding; metalloaminopeptidase activity.